Molecule: messenger RNA, 3001 nt
Organism: Amoebophrya sp. A120
Lineage: Eukaryota; Dinophyceae; Syndiniales; Amoebophryaceae
Source: the annotation of a GenBank genome assembly
AUCAUAUCAACGCCGAAAUCGCGAACAGGAGUACUAAAGCGAUCUCAAUGAACAGCACGAUGAUCUCGAGAGUGUGUAAGUACAAAGAAGUUUUGGAGGUUCUGAUCGGCACAGCAGGCUUCGCUCAACAUCCGAUCAAACUAAGUAGCCAAGUUAAUAUCGCAUGUAGGAAAUAAGAAGUCAUGGCCGACGUAGUUCUACUUCCCUAACAGCACAGCCGCAGCCCGCAAGCUGCGCCUACACAAGACCACACAGACCACGCCGAAAUGGGAGAGAACAAUGGAGGCGGCAAGAACAGCAAGUCCGGCAGCGACGAAUCUUCUCGGCUCUAUGUCGACGACCACAAGAUCCCCCGAAUUUCCAUCGACCACUUGACGACCGAGCGGUUCUGUGCGGAGUUUCUUCGCCCCAACAAGCCUGUGAUAAUCACCGGGGUCGUGGAAAAAUGUAUCAACUGCAAGAAUGUCUGGGUCGGGGCUUGUCAUGCACAUUUUGCAUGAUCCGUGAGGUCUGUGAUGCUGGUUCUAGCAUCACAGAUUUUUUGAAAGCUUCUUGAUGCUAAUUACGCAUGAGAAAUACCCUCUCUGCGUGCCAAGAGCUGACUCCUCUUGCCGCUCAUGCAACAUAGACAUUUUUGGAAUCCGCAGACGGCAUUACAAGUUCUACUCUUCCAGACCCAGACAUAUUUGCAAUCGAUAAAAUGGGAGGUUUUCCAACACUGGCGCAGCUUCGACAAGUUCCUCGCGUCGUGCGGCAGUGUGAUCCUGCCCGAGGAGAUUAUCGCAGCGGGUGAAGCUUGUGGAGUUGCGAAGAAGGAGCUGAACCAGAACAAACCAAGGACCACGGUACGGGAAUUUUUGGAGACCACCAGAAGUUCGAGUUCAUCUCGCGAUGAUAAGGAACAAGUGCCGGUGCCAGCGAGUUCUUGUCUACCUGGUUGUGUACCAACCCCGCGAUUUAUUUCCCAGCCGUCCUACCUGAAAGACUGGCACCUGCAGCAGCUGUGCGAGGAGGGAAGGCUAGAAUUCGACCAAGUGGAGGUUGAAGAUGUUGAAAGUUGUGGGCAACAAGAACAGAGAGAAAUAGAGGAACAAAACAUCAGGAUACAACAAACCAUCCGGGGCGAGCCACGAGGUGAACCACGAGAGGACAUAGAGUUGGCCGCAACGUCGACGUCGUGCCCUCUUACUUCCACAGAUCGCACUCUGCGGUCGACAAGUUCUCUUUCGGUCUCAUCAACAUCUCCCAGCACGACAAGGUCGCCCAGCUCCGAGGAAGACGACGACCGUGAUCAACAUCCGGAAAGGAAAGCUGCUGCACCGUUAUUCUACUGCCGCGACCUUACUACUAUUUCAGGCCGUCGUGGUUUUGAAGUUCCUGCGGAUGGAGGUCGCCCGGGAGCCAUGACGGGCAACAAAGCUGAAACAGAGAGAACAAACACAGGUGCUGUCCGCGACGACCCCAGCUGCACGACGGGAGAUGAUGUUCCACAGCCACCCCGCCCAGCGACCAAGUCGUCCCGUGCUUCGAGAACAACGACGACCGUCCAGCAGCUGAUGUGUGACUACCAAGAGAAGCUCCCCGACUUUCUCGGGAAAAGUUUUCAAUUCGACUGGCUGAACCACCCGCCGCCGGUGGGGCUCGGGGAGGACUACCGGUUCUGCUACGCCGGGAGAAAGGGAACGGCGACGGCGCCGCAUUUUGACGUGCUCUGCAGCUACAGCUGGUCGGCGAACAUUUGCGGGCGGAAGUUUUGGCGGCUGUUCAGCUGUGCGGACUUCGGGAGCUUGGUGGACGAGAAGAGGAAUGUGAUCGAUUAUCGCGGCCCUGAGUCAUUUGCAGGAGAUCAUGGGGAACAUCAAGACGGUAGUUGUCAAGUCAGGACAAACGACUGCGACCAGGUAGAAGAAAUAUCAGGGAAACAACAACGACACCAUCCUCAAGUCUACCGGGUCGUGCAAAACCCGGGGGAAUUAUUCUUCGUUCCUGCCUGCUGGGUGCACGACGUGGUAAACAUCACCGACGCGGUUUCGAUCAACCACAACUUAUGGAACUGUCAGGAUCGAAAUUGACAAAGUCGAAAAAUUUGUGAUGCAUAAAAUGCAUGACGCGAAACACGUGUGUAGUUGCAGAGCAGGCAAUUGAGGCCGAUUGUAAGCCUGUUUGGGGUUAUAGUUCGAGCUGCUAAAGCAGCAUGAGAGAAUCAGUCUUCUUUGCCUAAACAGCAUUACAAACUGGAUUUAGACACAGCCAGAAUUUGUGAUGCGCAACUUAGAAACUGGGUUCGAACUGGAAUCCAUUUUAUGCAUGACAAAUCAUUUCGAUUUUGUCAAUUUCGAUUGUGACACUCCCAUACAACUGGCUCAACGCGUUUUCGCUGGACAGAUUGUUCGACUUUCUCGUGGCGGAGCAGCAGGCCCUGCUCCGGGAGGUUGCAGAAUACAACCACCAGGGGGAAAAGCAGGGGAAUGACUGUGAGGUCCUCUUGUGCUCGUCUUUGUCACCAGCACCGAGCGGGAACAACAAGGGAAGUGCUGGUGCAACAGCCGCUGCACCAGAAGACAGCGCACCUCUUCGAGGCUCUGCCCCUUCUGUUAGCGGAAACAACAGACAGAGCUUGGGUGCUCGUGCUGAUGAUUGUAGUCCUCGCGUACAGGACCUACAAGGAUGCACUAGUGACUCUGCUGGUGCGACAACAUCGCGACGUGGUGGAGAGAGCCAGAACCUCCAAGACAACCACUGCUACCAAGAGGGCGAGCGAGAAGGAGAAUCCUGUAGAAAUAUAGAAGAAUAUCCUCUAGUAGACCCGGACUUGCUGGAAUCCCUGCUGCAAAUGAGCGCGAUGUGCAACUUUUCCAAGUUUGGCCGGCUGCUAGCGAUCGGGAAAAAACAGGCAGAAUUGCUCGGAAACGACCUAAAUCCGGAUGCAGUCGCGGCGAUCGCGAGCGCGGAGCGGAGGUUUUUGCUCCGAAAGGGCGGAGCGCGAUUUUCGCGGGGUUGA